CUGUUUAUACAAUAGAAUAUGAACAACCUGACGUAGAGGAUUUACGCGUGGUAAUUGGCGUAGGUUUUGCUUACGCUUACCUUCAAGAUAAUAAAGCGAAAAUUAAAGUUAUAGUAAAUGAAGAUUGGGGAAAUUUCAAGAGCCCUAGUAAAACUAAUACAGUAUUACAAUAUGACGAAUCUUAUAAAGAAGCUGUUAAUUGGGGAGCCGGUGCAUUAAGUUCAGAGCCUUCAAAGAGAAAAAAAUUCAAUUUACCAAAACCGGUAGAAUACUUUAAAUUUUAUUUAGGAGAUGUCCCAGAAAGCAAAAAACCAAAAUUACCACGCGUAAAUCCUCUAC
This is a messenger RNA of Racocetra fulgida, 339 nucleotides long. The record is from the annotation of a GenBank genome assembly. NCBI's taxonomy places the organism in Eukaryota, Fungi, Glomeromycota, Glomeromycetes, Diversisporales, Gigasporaceae.